Molecule: messenger RNA, 1057 nt
Organism: Dimorphilus gyrociliatus
Lineage: Eukaryota; Metazoa; Annelida; Polychaeta; Dinophilidae
Source: the annotation of a GenBank genome assembly
AAGUUAUCCGGCCGUCAUUUUCAAAACACAUUUCAAAUUUAACGGGCGGAGGUUUUGCAAUUGUUUAAAUAUAAGAAGGCAAAUCUUUACCAAAACUAUGGCUUCGAAUAAAGAAAAUCUUCUUCCAGGCGCUUUAGAAAAACACUCAAGGCCGGAUGAUUUCUCGGAUGAUGACGAAAUUCCAGAUGAAUGCCCGUUCAAAAUAGAAGACUUUGAGAUCGGUAAACCCUUGGGUCGUGGGAAAUUUGGUAGGGUUUAUUUAGCAAGAACAAAGAAAGAAAAAUUUAUCUGCGCUAUAAAAAUAAUGUUCAAGAGCGAGAUCAUGCAGAGUCAUUUAGAGAAGCAAAUUCGAAGAGAAAUAGAAAUCGGAUGCCAUCUAAGCCAUCCAAACAUUAUAAAACUUUAUAAUUGGACACAUGACGAUAGGAAAAUCUACAUGUUUAUAGAAUACGCCGCAAGAGGUGAAUUGUACAAAGAGUUAAAGAAGAAUCGCUAUUUUACGGAGAGUAGAAGUGGUAAAUAUAUGUAUCAAAUUGCCGACGCUUUAAAGUACUGCCACGAAAACAAAGUUAUACAUCGGGAUAUUAAACCCGAAAAUCUUCUUCUCGACCACGGAGGUAACGUUAAAAUAUCUGACUUUGGUUGGUCAGUUCACGCUCCAUCAAUGAAACGGAGAACAAUGUGCGGAACUUUGGAUUAUCUACCACCAGAAAUGAUAAGAGGUCAUCAUCAUACAGAAACAGUCGAUCUGUGGGCGUUAGGAAUUUUAUGUUACGAAUUUCUAGUUGGUCGACCACCGUUCGAAAGCGAAGGGACAGAGGCAACCUACCGAAAGAUUUUAGAUUGCACCGUACUUUUUCCGUCAAGAGUCUCUAGCUUUGCAAGAGAUCUUAUAUUGAAAUUAUUAAUAGUCAAACCUCAAGAAAGAUUAUCUCUAGACGGAAUUAUCAAUCAUAAAUGGGUUCAAGACGGAGUAAAUUCUGGCAAAUCCAAAGGAUUAUUAACAAGUUCCGUUCAAAGAUCUGUAACAGUAUCAAGAAUUCAAGAAAUUGAUUGA